AUGUCGUCUCCUAGUCCUGGAAAGAAAAGAAUGGAUACAGAUGUUGUCAAAUUGAUCGAGAGUAAGUACGAAGUUACAAUACUAGGUGGUUUAAACGAGCUUAUGGUAAAAUUCUUUGGACCUCCAGAAACUCCAUACGAGGGUGGAAUUUGGAAGGUUCGUGUUGAUCUUCCUGAACGAUAUCCUUUCAAAUCUCCCUCAAUUGGAUUCAUGAACAAAAUAUUUCACCCGAAUAUUGAUGAAGCAUCUGGUACAGUUUGUCUUGAUGUCAUAAACCAACAAUGGUCUGCUCUUUAUGACUUAACCAAUAUUUUUGAGUCUUUCUUGCCGCAGCUUUUAGCAUAUCCAAAUCCUACAGAUCCACUUAAUAGCGACGCUGCUUCUUUGUUUAUGUUCAAACCCUCUGAGUAUGUCACGAAAGUUAAAGAGUAUGUCCAACGUUUCGCAAGUGAGGAAGCUUUAAAAGCUGAAGAGAAUAGAGAAGCUGAGUCUAGUUCCUCAGAUGGUGAAAGCUCUAUGUCAGACUACACGGAUGAUAUGGCUAGAGAUAUGGAGCUAUGA
Molecule: messenger RNA, 561 nt
Organism: Schistosoma spindalis
Lineage: Eukaryota; Metazoa; Platyhelminthes; Trematoda; Strigeidida; Schistosomatidae
Source: the annotation of a GenBank genome assembly